This is a messenger RNA of Castor canadensis (American beaver), 1985 nucleotides long. RefSeq names its product syntaxin 16 (gene Stx16). Lineage: Eukaryota; Metazoa; Chordata; Mammalia; Rodentia; Castoridae. Gene Ontology annotation, biological process: intracellular protein transport; vesicle fusion; vesicle-mediated transport. Gene Ontology annotation, cellular component: membrane; SNARE complex; endomembrane system. The record is from RefSeq and is a predicted model, not a curated record. Gene Ontology annotation, molecular function: SNAP receptor activity; SNARE binding.
CAGAUCCGGGGAUGGAGGGAGCCGGAGAAGAGGAGUGAGAAGGCUGGGGAGGAGGCCCUGCUGACCUCCUGGAGGCUGGCAAUCUGCUGGCUGUAGAGGACCAGGCCACCCAGGAAAGGAAGGGGUCAGGAGGUCGAGCCGAGUCUUAGCAAGCUCAGAUUCGGUUGAGGGAGGGAGCUGCAGGCGCUCUGUAGUUCAGGGCUCGGCCUGCUUGUGGUUGUCCAAAGUUAAGAGCUAGGUUGAAGCCCUCUGGUUAGAAAAGUGAGUUAGAACCCGGUGUCAGGGCGCGACCUAGACGCUCCAAAGCCAAGUUAGGAGAAGGGCGUACGGAUCUUUUGGGUGUCUGAGAAACUGAGGGGGCAGGGGGCUUCAGGUUCUCCCAUUCCCAAGCCGGAUUGGCGAGUUAAACGCUUGUAGAUCCAAAGUUGGAUUGGGGUGGGGUCUCUGGGACGUUGGCUCGCUAGGCAAGGAUUGGGGGGAUUCAGGUGCUUAGAGAUCGAAGCCAGGUCCUGGGUAGGGGGAGUCAGACAAUUGGAAAAUCUAGGUGGUUAUUUGGGGAGGGGUCUUUGCGCCUUGGCGGAGCGCAAAGCUGCGCCUUUUUGGCUUGAGGCCUAGGGCCUUGUCAAGAGAGGCUUCUGUGAAAGGGUGGGCCGGCUAGGCCAGACCAAGAGAAAGAAAGUGAAUAAAUCAGGGCUAUAGGGGGGGAGGGGACCCUGAAAGGGGGGCCACAAAGGGUGAGACAUGGCCACCAGGCGUUUAACCGACGCUUUCUUGUUGUUGCGGAAUAAUUCCAUCCAAAACCGGCAGCUGUUAGCCGAGCAAGUGAGUAGUCACACCACCUCCAGUCCUCUGCAUUCACGUAGCAUUGCUGCGGAGCUGGAUGAGCUGGCUGAUGACCGAAUGGCCCUGGUGUCAGGCAUCAGCCUAGACCCAGAAGCAGCAAUUGGUGUGACAAAACGGUCACCUCCGAAAUGGGUGGAUGGAGUAGAUGAAAUACAAUAUGAUGUUGGCCGAAUUAAACAGAAGAUGAAAGAAUUAGCCAGCCUUCACGACAAGCAUUUGAACAGACCCACCCUGGAUGACAGCAGUGAGGAGGAACACGCCAUUGAGAUAACCACCCAGGAGAUCACACAGCUCUUCCACAGGUGCCAGCGUGCUGUGCAGGCCCUGCCAAGUCGGGCCCACCGGGCCUGCUCAGAGCAGGAGGAGCGACUGCUGAGGAAUGUGGUGGCCUCUCUAGCGCAGGCCCUGCAGGAGCUGUCCACCAGCUUCCGGCAUGCACAGUCGGGCUACUUGAAACGCAUGAAGAAUCGAGAGGAAAGAGCCCAGCAUUUUUUUGAUACAUCAGUACCACUAAUGGAUGAUGGAGACGAUAAUACUCUGUGCGACCGGGGCUUCACGGAUGACCAGUUGGCGCUGGUGGAGCAGAGUACACUGAUGGUGGAGGAGAGGGAACGCGAGAUCCGUCAGAUUGUGCAGUCCAUUUCUGACCUGAACGAGAUCUUCAGGGACUUAGGAACCAUGAUUGUAGAGCAGGGUACGGUCCUUGAUAGAAUUGAUUACAACGUUGAACAGUCCUGCAUCAAAACCGAAGAUGGCUUGAAACAGCUCCACAAGGCAGAACAGUACCAAAAGAAGAAUCGGAAGAUGCUUGUGAUUUUAAUAUUAUUUGUCAUCAUCAUUGUCCUCAUUGUUGUCCUCGUCGGUGUGAAGUCUCGCUAGUGGUGCUGGGUUCUCAUGCGUGCUGCUGUGGAUUCCCAUUCCCGGUGUGAGGGCUCAGCCUCGGCCCUUGCCCCACCACUGCCGCCCCCACUGCUGUCUGCAGAGUGCAGCUGCAGGCCUCGGCCUUGGGCAGCAGAGGGACCUUCCUGUGGAUGCCUCCUUGCUGCCCUGCUUAGGUGCAGGCAUGGGCCUGUGUUUUUCAUCAUCGUCAGGCAUAUAAGGACCUUGAUGCUGUUGCAGAAUGGAGAUUGAUUGGUUCUGUG